Molecule: messenger RNA, 1043 nt
Organism: Budorcas taxicolor (takin)
Lineage: Eukaryota; Metazoa; Chordata; Mammalia; Artiodactyla; Bovidae
Gene: SLC25A4
Product: solute carrier family 25 member 4
Exons: 4
Coding region: 115-1011 (298 amino acids)
Biological process (GO): mitochondrial ADP transmembrane transport; mitochondrial ATP transmembrane transport
Cellular component (GO): mitochondrial inner membrane
Molecular function (GO): ATP:ADP antiporter activity
Source: RefSeq, a predicted model, not a curated record
GAGGUGAGCGGCCCCUUCGCGUCGCGCAGGGUCUGGAGCAGGGGAAGCCGGGGCUGCCCGGGCGGAGACAGCGAGAGCGCGUCUCGCGGAGGCGGUGUGCGCCCGGCUGUCACCAUGAGCGAUCAGGCUCUGAGCUUCCUGAAGGACUUCUUGGCCGGCGGCGUGGCCGCUGCCAUCUCCAAGACUGCUGUCGCGCCCAUCGAGAGGGUCAAACUGCUGCUGCAGGUCCAGCAUGCCAGCAAACAGAUCAGUGCCGAGAAGCAGUACAAAGGGAUCAUUGAUUGCGUGGUGAGAAUCCCCAAAGAGCAGGGCUUUCUCUCCUUCUGGAGGGGUAACCUGGCCAACGUGAUCCGUUACUUCCCCACCCAAGCUCUCAACUUCGCCUUCAAGGACAAGUACAAGCAGAUCUUCCUGGGGGGUGUGGACCGGCAUAAGCAGUUCUGGCGCUACUUUGCCGGUAACCUGGCCUCCGGUGGGGCAGCUGGGGCCACCUCCCUCUGCUUUGUCUACCCGCUGGACUUCGCUAGGACCAGGCUGGCUGCCGACGUGGGCAAGGGUGCCGCCCAGCGGGAGUUCACUGGUCUGGGCAACUGUAUCACCAAGAUCUUCAAGUCUGAUGGCCUGAGAGGCCUCUACCAGGGUUUCAACGUCUCGGUCCAGGGCAUCAUUAUCUACAGAGCUGCCUACUUUGGAGUCUAUGAUACGGCCAAGGGGAUGCUGCCUGACCCCAAGAAUGUGCACAUUAUCGUGAGCUGGAUGAUCGCCCAGAGUGUGACGGCGGUCGCGGGGCUGGUGUCCUACCCCUUUGACACCGUCCGCCGUAGGAUGAUGAUGCAGUCUGGCCGGAAAGGGGCGGAUAUCAUGUACACGGGGACAGUGGACUGCUGGCGGAAGAUUGCAAAAGAUGAAGGACCCAAGGCUUUCUUCAAAGGCGCCUGGUCCAAUGUAUUGAGAGGCAUGGGUGGUGCUUUUGUAUUGGUAUUGUAUGAUGAGAUCAAAAAGUUUGUCUAAUGUGAUUAAAACUCGAUUUCAUUGGUUCCAGA